Molecule: messenger RNA, 2123 nt
Organism: Dromiciops gliroides (monito del monte)
Lineage: Eukaryota; Metazoa; Chordata; Mammalia; Microbiotheria; Microbiotheriidae
Gene: CNTF
Product: ciliary neurotrophic factor
Exons: 2
Coding region: 67-669 (200 amino acids)
Biological process (GO): astrocyte activation; negative regulation of neuron apoptotic process; ciliary neurotrophic factor-mediated signaling pathway
Cellular component (GO): axon
Molecular function (GO): ciliary neurotrophic factor receptor binding; growth factor activity; cytokine activity
Source: RefSeq, a predicted model, not a curated record
ACACCGCUAAGGUGGCUGUGACCCCUAAACUCAAGUUGCUGUUUUCUGGAGUCCGCUGAUAAGGGGAUGGCUUUCAAAGAGCACACCCCGCUACCCCCUCACCACCGGGACCUCUGCACCCGUUCUAUCUGGCUAGCAAGGAAGAUCCGUUCAGACUUGACUUCCCUCCUAGAGGCUUAUGUUGAACAUCAGGGCCUGAACAAGAAUGUCGACCUGGAUUCCGUGGAUGGCGUGCCAUCAGCCAGCACUGACCGGUGGAGUGAGCUGACAGAAGCAGAACGACUUCAAGAAAAUCUCCAAGCUUAUCGAACCUUCCACGUGCUCCUGACCGAGGUCCUGGAGGAGCAGAGGGUCCAGUUCACCCCUACGGAAAGAGAUUUCCACCAGAACAUCCAUAGGGUCCUGCUGCAAGUGGCUGCCUUUGCUUAUGAGAUAGAGGAGCUAAUGGCACUGCUGGGACAUCAGGCCCCAUCUCAAGAGACUGACAGGAUGCCAGAUGGUGGUCAGCGAAGCUUCUUGGAGAAGAAACUGUGGGGCUUGAAGGUGCUGCAGGAGCUGAUGCAAUGGACAGUAAGGUCUAUCCACGACCUCCGCCUGAUCUCAUCUCCUGGCCGGAAUAGGGUUCCAGCCCAUGGGAGUCAGCAGUUUGCUGAGGCUCAGCAGAUGUAGCGUCUCCCUUCUCUUGUUCUUUCAUCUGUAGUGCAGCAUGUAUGUGGUUUUGGCCCUGCAAUUCUCAUCUGUCUCAUCUUUUUGACGACCUUUAUUGAAGACGAUCUGGAGACACUUGGAAGGAUGUCGUGCGGAAAGGUCCAUCCCGUCUAACUGCGGUCCCAACCCUACCUUUCAGGAACCAAGAGCAAAGCUUGGACUCUGCAAUGCUUUCUCACAUAGUUUUCUUUACCAUAUCACUAAAAUUAACAGGUUACGGGGAUCUCCAGGCGAUCCAGACAGCCAAGAUCACCAGUCAUGACCUUUUGACUUCUCCGCUCCAGUUUCCUCUUAUUUGCCUGUUCCUGUGAGACAGAAGGAGACUUUAUGAGUAUGGAGGCAUAAUUCCGUAUUUUGGGUCAAUUCAGAGAGGGUAGGUGGUUGUACAGCUUCUCAACACAACUCACGGACAGUGUAAAACCUUAGGUUUUGGAGCAGCAAAGAACCUUUGUUCUGACCUAUACCAAGAACCACUCAUCACUGCUAGGGAGCAAAGGGAGAAGCUGCAGACACUUUGGCCUCCUUCAGGAAAGGACUUCCACGUCUUCUGACCCCACUCACUGGAGUGAUGGACCACCCUUAUUUCUACUUUCUUCAUAAGGUGGCUCUCGCUUAUGGUUACUGAGCACUAGGUUAGGCACACACUCACCAUAUCGUGUGUGUGUGUGUGUGUGUGUGUGUGUGUGUGUGUGUGUGUGUGUGUGUGUGAUUGAAUAUUCUUAGGAACAAUACCACUGGGACAUUUUAAUAUGUGAUAGCUGGUGUGCUAUUCAGAUGAAAAAGCUUGUGGAACUCCUUGCUUGCCAUAUUGAUGGACUGAGUCACUGGGCGAGGGAGAAGCAUUCUCUCACACAAGGUGGGAAUGCCAGAGGAUGUGAUACUGAAACAUGUAAAACUCCAACUAAUGAACAAAGUAAGGGCAGGCUUGAGGAGAAGGCUAAAUCUGCCAGAUUAGUGAAAAAAUCUGAACUGGAAUAUUGGAAGGGAAAGUCCUUUAAUUACUUCUCAUCGUGGAUCACCUUGUUGUUUGUCCUUCAUUCCCUAAGAGGACCAUGACAUCAGAGUGAUGUCAUGACUUGCAGUGAAUUGGCUUUAAGUGAGGGAGGACUGUAGAAGGUCACACUCUCCUCCAGAGCCAUCUGGGUCCAGGGGCAAGAUUAUUAUCAGAGUGACUGGAAAUUACCCUGGAGGCAGUUGAGGUUGGAUUUGAAUUCAAAUCCUCCCAAUUUCAGGGCCAGUGCUUUGUUCACUGCACUACCCAGCUGUCUCCAGUUCGUGAAUGACCUAAUUAGUUAAUCAGAAUGGGCGAAAUUUGCAGGUUUUAUAUUGCAAAGAAGGGGCAGCUAGGUGGCGCAGUGGAUAGAGCACCAGCCCUGGAUUCAGGAGGACCUGAGUUCAAAUAUAACAGACACUUA